AUGGAGGUUCUCUCAUGCGGGCUCAACCACGUGUACCCGGCCUUGUUCACUGCCCGCCAGAGAAGGCUCCGCCGGCAGCUCUGCUUUUUCGGCCGCCCAGAGCUGCUGGUGCUGCUUUGUUGUGCCGUUGUGGCUAGUCGGUCCUUUUCCGUCACUGGAGAGCCGGACACAGAAGAAACCCGUAUCUGCGUGGAGGCUGAAAAAGGAACCACGUGCACGUGCGCAGCACAGCCUUCCCGAUCUGAGAAGACUUCGACGGCGACCAUUUCCCAGGAGAAGAAUACGUUGAAAAUGGUCUGCAAAGAAGGUCUCAAGUGCGCACCCGCCGAGUUGACGGGCUCCAUCGCUUGCGUAGGGGGCACGGACGACCUGACAGAAUGCAAAGGCAGCACCAGCGGUACCAAACACGACUCGUGCUUAGACGUUAAGGAUAUUCUUACUGGAACCACUUCCAGCAUUCAGUGGAAAGACACUACAGCACAGGGCAGAGCCAAAGACCAAUCCAGAUCCCUCACAGUCCCGCCGGAGACCAUCCCUUUUGUCGAUGAAAAGUUCGUUGUCGGCUGCAUCUCGUCUACGAGCAGCUCUACAACGAGCUGUAAGGUUGACGUGAAGAUUGAGGCGAGGGCAACGGCGAAAAACGACCAAACUGUCGUGUGCGCCUACGGGGCGCGCAGCAAUCAAACACGCCAAGCUGUCACGCUGAGCCCUUCCCAAAACAGCUUCACUUUAGUGUGUGGAGAUAAGGGGGAGGUCUUACCCAAGGCAUACGCACAGACGUAUUGCUCUCCAGACUCGAAGGAUGCCAGCGAGACUUGCAGCGGAGACUACACAACGAUCCUUGCUGGCUAUGAAGACAAGUGGUGGAGCGCAGACGACAAGGCCCGCUCCUUCACGCUUUCAGUGCCGGCCGACAAGUUCCCAUCAAAGGAGGCGAAACUGUUGGUCGGAUGCCGGCAGGAGUAUCCGCUCAGUGAAGACAUGAAAAUGCACCAGCAGAAGGAUCCACCGUUUGUAGUGUUGAUGUGUUUAUCGAAGCUAAUGCAUCCUCUUCAUUGUCUGUGGGGUCAGCAGGGGCGUACCCAGUGUUUGCAACUGUUGGCACAGUCGUCGCGUUCACCACUUCUCAUGCAUAGGCCCAAAAAGGCAGCGGCUGCGGCAAGCCACAUCGGCGGCGAUUUGUUCCGUGCGAAGGCGUCAGCCGGUCGGAGUACGAACUUCAGCAACUUUGGCUUGCAAGCAAAUGACGAGGACUGCAUCACCACGAUGAACCGCGCCUUUGCUCGCCCUCCUUUGCCGCGUGUCGAAGGCGAUAGAAGGCAGAACUCCAGAAGCGAACACGUAGCGCGCCGGUGCUGUGAAUAUUUCAUAGGAACAUUCCAGGAAGCAUGUGGAGCCGCGCAUCUUAAAACCUUUCAGUGCCACAGCCUGAUGCGCACUCUGUCGGACCACAGGAGUGCCUGCGAGCCCAGAUGA
This is a messenger RNA of Besnoitia besnoiti, 1476 nucleotides long. RefSeq names its product SAG-related sequence. Bases 1 to 1476 code for a protein of 491 amino acids. Gene Ontology annotation, cellular component: membrane. The transcript has a single exon. Lineage: Eukaryota; Apicomplexa; Conoidasida; Eucoccidiorida; Sarcocystidae. The record is from RefSeq and is a predicted model, not a curated record.